Betta splendens (Siamese fighting fish) is the source of this 11501-nucleotide messenger RNA. RefSeq names its product nuclear receptor coactivator 2 (gene ncoa2). Gene Ontology annotation, cellular component: nucleus. Gene Ontology annotation, biological process: cellular response to hormone stimulus; positive regulation of transcription by RNA polymerase II. Gene Ontology annotation, molecular function: nuclear receptor binding; protein dimerization activity. The coding region runs from base 3647 to 8224 and encodes 1525 amino acids. The transcript is spliced from 22 exons. The record is from RefSeq and is a predicted model, not a curated record. NCBI's taxonomy places the organism in Eukaryota, Metazoa, Chordata, Actinopteri, Anabantiformes, Osphronemidae.
AUCUUCCAAGCUAAAUGAUAUUGUGGUGUCUACUGUGCAUUGCUAAGAAGGUGCCCUCAGCCAGUUUGGCUUGAGCUGAGGAGACAGCAGAGGUCACAUGUGUGACAGUAUUUCUGCAGCUGUUUCCCUUUUGUAGUGAGCCUGCUAUUGCUUUGUUUUGUAGGGCUGUAGGGUUCUGGUGAACUUUGCUCAUUCUCAUUUUAUUAAAAUACCUGGAGUUUUUUUUUUUCAUCAUUUAUCAUUUCAUCAUUAGUAGUGUAAACUAGGUAAGAUAAAAAUAAUAUAAACAAUUUAAUGGAGCUGUGACAGGUGAUGUAAACUUUUGUGAGGCGAUGUCCAAGAAUAACAAAGAUGACUUGUAAAGAUAUGAGGGUGCACUACAAAUUGAUAGAUGACAGGAUGCUGAUGUGGAUAAACAUGGAGAGUGUGCUGUAAUGUCUUAAUUUGUGAGAGUGGGUGAAUUGCCUUUUCCUUUCCCACAAUGUGUUUGUGGCACUGGUGCUAGCAUGUGGUUGGCACGUUUCCCACUGCCCAGGGUGGAAUCCUUGGCACGGAGCGCGAGAGAGAAAACUUGGAUUGAGCAAGAUCCCUGCUGGAGUUGGGUGGGUGGUCCAAAAAUAUGCAGGGUGAAGAAAAUCUAGUUUACAGUCGUCGUCUUCUCUGUUCUGCAAUGGAAGUAAACAGCGGCUAUUCGCCGCCAUGGCAGGCGGUGCUAAGGUAGUAUGGAAUGACAUGUGCAGCGCAGCAGCAUUUCUCACGCUUGUCAUACAGCCAGAGGAAUGCAGGGAUUCAGUUUCAGGCUUUUCAUUUCUGUACACAUUGUGAGGGUCAAAUUCUGACCAGCGUGAUCCUCCCCCCUAACUCUCUGUCUCUCGCUCCCUGCUGACUCAGCAGUGUUCCUUUAGUGACCUGUAGUGUGGUUUUGCUUGCUUUAGCUUUACUGUUUUCAGCGGGUUAAGGAAUCUCCUUAGUUGACCUGCAGUUUUCUGUCAUAUUUUAAAGAUUGGUAUAAAGAGGUAAAUCAAGGUUGAGACUAAAAUAAAAUCUAAUCAAGCUACAAAAUAUUGGUGUUUUCCUCCAUUAAUAAUGAACAACGAAUUGUUUGAAAGUUGUAUCAAGACAAUCAAUUCUCACAAUCAUCUGAUGUUCCAAGCAGAACAUGCAGUUAUACUGUGUGGACCAGAAAUACACACGGGUCGUUUUGUUUUAACAAACAGUCUUAAAAGUAAUGACAAAUUAAAUUUCUGAGCUUUAAAAAAACAUCAUGUGAAAAUUUUAUUUUCCAAUUUGUGUUUUUAUUAAUGGUGGUAAUACUAAUUCUAUAAUUAUGUUUGCUUAAUUCAAUUACACAAACAAACCUAAUUGAAUAACCAAAUUACCUCUGUUUGUCCCCCACAGACAUGUGCGAGUGUGCAUGUGUUUGUUUGUAUGUUAAAGUGUUUCAAUUCAUGCCUUUACUCCAGAGAUUUGUGGUUUUGGCACCUGAAGAUGUGGGCCAUCAAAACAAAACCGCCUCCCAUCUCAUCUGGCAGUCGAGUGCAAAACAGAGGCAGUCAUUGGAGAGGAGAUUACACAGGAGACGUAGGGCCGUGUUGUUACACUGACGCUCCUGCUACAGAAGCAGACUGAUCAUAAUUCAAUUUGAAAACACACUGUGGGUUGGAGAGACCUAGACCUUUGGGUACAAAUAAUGACAAAUGAAAACAUCUCUGCUUAUGUGACACUCUAGUUUCUCAUGAUGUUGGUCUAAAAAAAAACAGAUAUGAACAACUGAAUGAACAACUAUUUUUUUUUUUUACAAUGUUUCUGCAAUUUGUAUUUAAAAUGUCAACUUGAGUCCCGUUUGACCUGGCUGGUUUUCAUCUCUGGUCAGCUGAUGUGUGUGUAAAUGGAGGAGAUCACUUUCUGUGCAAAGAGAAUCAUUUUCAUCCAGUGCUCCGAGAGCGAUGGGGUUUAUCACGGUGCUCCGAUUACAUGUUCCACUGUCAGAGCCGCACUUGGCAUUUAAAGCAUCCCCAGAAAUGCGUUUUACCGAUUACUGUUAUCCUGCUCACGCUUUGUGCAGGAAAAAGAAAUGCAAACCCUGCUUUUGUGUCCUCGUGUCUUGCAUAUUUGACAGACUCUUGUGUGUUUUUGCUGUGAGGCCGAGCGUCGACCUGUCACUUUGUCUCAGUAUUUGUCUGAUUAAAGUGGCAUAGUUGUGUCGGCUGAUCUUUCCCCCUCCCCUCCCUGCAAACAUGGAACCUCCUUAUCCUUCCACUGCAUAGCCGCAGGCCUCAAGUGGAACCAAUUUCGUACGUACUGUAACAAGCAAGGCGACUUUAUAGAUGGAGAAACACACAGGCUCCAUAGAUAUGGAGCGGACAUGCAGGCCAGUCACAAGACGGGCUCUAAAUCCCCUUAAAAAAUGUUGAUACAAUCAACUGCGCCCAUAAACUAUGCCCUGCCCAAGUCUUUCUCACACUCUAAUAACACCUCUCACCUUUUACAACACGCAUUAUCAGACUCAUUAUGGCACUUGCUACUCACUCACUUGUGAUGAUAUCCCUUAAGUCACAGCUGAAGCAGCUGGCUUUGCUAUUGGAGCAACAGAUGUAAGGGGCAUCUGGUGCAGGGUUGAAUUUGCAACAGAGCGACCAUUGAUACGGCAACUGUGACUCUAAUGUGCGAAUAAAUAAGUCUUUUAUGUGGGGAUUCCGUUAUGCUGAUCUAUAUGCUUGUCAUAUAUGUGAUAGGGUGUGGAUUGAUGGUCAAGGUAUAUUUAGUCAGUUUAAUAUAAAUCUACACACUAUUUAAGGUGCAGCCAGUGGAGGAGGGUGAAUAAAGCCUCUGUAUGUGCAUCCAUAAAGCUGGUGUGUCUUAAAUUAUACCACUGAUGUGGUGUCACUGAGUGAAUGAAGGGAUUGACGACUCACCUGUGAUUCCAUGUCAGCGGACGCCAUGCCAGGGUCGUCGGACAGCAGCCGCUGCACUGUUUCUGUUACGUGUUUGUUCCAAUUAAAACUGAUUUCCAUGAUUGUAUUAAGCAAUAGAAUUAAUUUUGCAAGGAAAAAAUCAUCUCUGUAAAAAUCAUUAGGGCAUUUUUCAUCCAGAUUGGCCAUUUAAAUAGGAUUAGCCGUAAACUAAACCGGUGAAGUGUUUCCACACUUUGGCUCGUUCUGUCACUCGGUCUGUAAAUUAAGGGCUGAGCAUGUAACAGCUUUAAAGUUUAAAGGAAAUUCCUCCACAGUAAGAGCCGUAAAGUUUAAAAAGAGGAAGGUGGAGCUGACAGAUGUACUAUUAGUUUUGAAAUGACAUUUUAAAACAUCAGCAAUCGAGCAGUUUUUUGCUUUCACUUCAUCUGGUGUUCAGUUCUGCUGAGUCACCUUCUGUUGGGCCUGCUGACUCAUCAGAUGUUAUGUUGUGAGGAAUAUUGAGUGUCACCUAUAGCACGUGGCUUCCGGCAGUGCAUUUGUGCAGGGUGCAGAAGGGAAUCGCUCCACUCCAUUAUGUCAUCACAUGACAUCAUGUGAACGCAUUCCUCAGCUGGCUCACUUGGCAGCAGGGAGACGUGGAUCAUGCUUAAAGGUUUCCUAGCAUUACCGUGUUGCAGCAAUGGCCUGAGGGACUCUCUGGACUAAAACCAAGACGCUGAUAUGCACUGAGGAUGAGCGGACUCAGUGAAAACACAUCUGACCCUGCCAGGGCAGAUUCAAGAAAACGCAAGGAAUGUUCUACCGAACUUUUAGGACCCAGUCCCAAGCGCAGCAAUGAGAAGCGCAACCGUGAGCAUGAGAACAAAUACAUUGAAGAGCUGGCCGAGCUGAUCUUUGCCAACUUCAAUGACAUCGACAACUUCAAUGUCAAACCUGACAAAUGUGCAGUCCUGAAGGAAACUGUGAAGCAAAUUAGACAAAUAAAGGAGCAAGAAAAAGCUGCGGCAGCGAACGAGGAGGAGGUUCAGAAGGCUGAUGUCUCGUCAACAGGCCAAAGUGUGAUUGACAAAGAUGCCUUGGGGCCAAUGAUGCUGGAGGCCCUGGACGGCUUCUUCUUUGUGGUAAACAUGGAGGGUAACAUUGUAUUUGUUUCUGAGAAUGUGACCCAGUACCUGCGCUACAACCAGGAGGAGCUGAUGAACACCAGCGUCUACAGCGUCCUGCACGUCGGGGAUCAUGCCGAGUUCAUCAAAAACCUGCUACCCAAAUCCCUCGUGAACGGCGUUCCAUGGUCCAGCGAAGGUCCGAGGAGGAACAGUCACACGUUUAACUGCAGGAUGCUGGUCAAUCCCCACAGCAAGAGCCAAGAUGAGCCGCACGAGCAUGAGACCCAGCAGCAGAAAUACGAGACCAUGCAGUGCUUUGCUGUUUCAGAGCCCAAAUCCAUCAAGGAGGAAGGAGAUGGUACGGAAAGAGAAAAUUUUCAGUCGUGCCUGAUCUGUGUGGCUCGCAGGGUACCCAUGAAAGAAAGGCCGAUGCUUCCCACACACGAGAGCUUUACCACGCGCCAGGAUUUGCAAGGUAAAAUAACAUCUUUGGAUACCAGUCUGCUGCGGGCCUCCAUGAAACCAGGCUGGGAAGAUCUGGUGAGACGCUGCAUUCAGAGGUUCCACCUACAGAAUGAUGGAGAGAUGUCUUUCGCCAAAAGACAUCAGCAGGAAGUUUUACGCCAUGGCCAAGCAUUCAGCCCAAUCUACCGCUUCUCCCUCUCUGAUGGUACAAUUGUGUCAGCCCACACCAAGAGCAAGCUGGUCCGCUCUCCCACCACCAACGAGCCUCAGCUCUACAUGUCCCUACACAUUCUACAGAGGGAACAGACAUGUGGAAUGGGUCAGGACAUGGGUCCUGGCAAUCAGGCCACAGCAAUGGCCCCCAAACCAAUGAACUCCUCCACCCCCUCCAUGACUCCUCCAACCCCAGGCAGCUUGCCAGGUUUGGGGCCUCAGGGCCAAGACACUACCAUCAGCAGCAACAGCACGCCUUUUUCUCCUCCAGGUCCUGCUGGACCCAGAGAGCCAGCAGCCAUGGGGGGCCAUAUGCAAGGCUACCGUUUCGGCUGUCCCCCACCCCACAACCACACCGGGGGCAUGCAGCCACCCCAGCAGGGCCCAAACUGGAGGAUGAAUAGUCCUUCACGUGCCAGCCCCAGCCCUGCCGGUGGGCCCCAUCCUCCCCAACAAAACUCUAUGCUGUCACCUAGGCAUCGAGGUAGUCCUGGGGGUGCGGGCAGCCCUUGUGUACCUGGAGGCUUGCACUCACCCUCACCAGUCGGGAUGUGUGGUGGAGGACCUGGAGGUGCAGGCAGUAAUAGCGCGACUAACAGCUACACUAGCAGUUCAUUGUCAGCUCUACAGGCUCUUAGCGAGUGCCACGGUGUAGGACACGGGCAUGGGCCCCCUCAUGCACAUACUCUGGGGUCUCCAGACAGGAAGAUAGGCUCCCCAGCUGGAGUCACACCAGGAUCAGGAGUAAGUACUCAUCUGAUGUCAAAAAUUGGAGUAGGCAGUGGCACUAGUGGUGGUACAGGGGAAUCAUUUGGCCCUCACACAGAGGUGGGUCAGGGGCACAGCCAGGGCCCAACAGAGAACAACCCAGCUGAGGUCAAGGAGGAGAGGGAAGGGCUCCCCGAGGGCCAGGAUGCUCACAAUCGUCUUCAUGACAACAAAGGCCACACGAAGCUACUGCAGCUUCUCACCACCAAGCCUGAGCCCCUGGAGACACCCCUGUCACCUUCUGCAGGAGGUGAGGGCAAGGACCAGACAGGAGCAGGGUUCCGUGGUGGCCACGCUGCAGGAAACACUCAUGCAACGUCUCUUAAAGAAAAACACAAGAUUUUGCACCAACUUCUUCAAAACAGUGCAUCUCCAGUCGACCUGGCCAAACUCACGGCAGAGGCCACAGGCAAGGAACUGGAACAAAACCAGGGCGCCAGUAAUACAGCUCCUGGGGCGGAAAUUACACCUAAGCAAGAGCCCCUAAGCCCCAAGAAGAAAGACAAUGCCCUUCUACGCUAUCUACUGGAUAAGGAUGACACUGUCUUGAAGGACAAGGUAGCCAAGCUGGAGCCUGGGGAGGUGAAGGUUGAAGCGGGCAAGAAUGUCAAGGUGGAGAAGCAAGAUGCAGGAUAUGAGCGGGCUGAGCAGCCAUCGGAGCUGGACGCCAUCCUGAAUGACCUGCAGAAUGCUCAGCCACAGCUCUUCUGUGAUUCAAGACCGGUUUCAUUGCCGAGUCCUAUGGACAAACAGAACAUCAUCAAUGACAUCUUGCAGAUGUCCGAGACCAAUCCUGCCAUGGCAACACAGCAGCCACACCGAGGCAUGGGGCCUGGAAUGGGUCCAACAAACUUUGGAGGUGUCCGACCAGGCCAGCCAGGCAGGGGUGGGCCUGCGAGGAGUGUGUCUCUGGACAUGAAUGUGUCCCCCCAGCAGCCCUCAUUACAGUACCCCCUAAGAGCCACUAGUCCAUAUACUCUAAUGCAGCAGCAAAGCAUGGUGGGAGGUCAUGGCAUGAUGGCUAACCAAACUACCAUGGUCAACACAGGACUCAUAGCUCCAGGUGGUCCACGACCAGGUCUGCAGCAGCAGCAAGAGGGUUGGGUGGGUCCAGCAUCUGGUCCUGGGCAGCAGACUCCCAUGCAGGGCAGGAUGGGGCCAAAUGGUGCUCCCAUGAGGCCUAGCAGCCAGCCAGGGCCAAGGCAAAUGCUCCAGUCUCCAAUGAUGGCUAUUGCUCCGUCUGACAUGGAUACAGGUAUGGUCAGCCACCACUUCUCCCAGCAACAAGCUCCACCCAACCAGACAGCCCCGUGGCCUGACAGUAUGAUUCCCAUUGAUCAUACAGCAUUUGUGAACCAGAAUAGGCACUCGGCACCCCAGGAUGAGUUAUUGUGCAGUACGGGGCUUGCUUCUGAUGGUGGUGGGGGAGUAGACGAGGGGGCCCUCAUGUCCCAGCUGUACACAGCACUAAAGGAUUUUGAUGGUUUGGAGGAACUCGAUCGUGCUCUCGGGAUUCCUGCUCUGGUAGAACAGAGUCAAUCACUGGAGCCAGACCAGUUUUCCCAGGACCCCUCAAUGAUAUUAGAGCAGAAGCCCCCCAUGUACACCCAGCAAUUUGGUCCUCCACCAUCCCACAUGGCCCAAAGGGUCUACCCUGGUUCUCCAAUGCAAGAUCCAGGCUUUCACCCCAUGUCAAGCCAAAUGGGUCCACGCCCUGGUUACCCCAUGAUGAGAAUGCAGGCACGGCCAACUCUUCGGCCCGCUGGGGUCGUCCCCAACCAACCCAACACACUACGACUGCAGCUCCAGCACCGGCUACAGUCACAGCAGAACCGCCAGCCUAUGAUGACCCAGAUGAGUAGUGUGUCAAAUGUGAACCUACCUCUUAGAGCCAAUGCUCCAAACCAGGGAACCAUCAAUGCCCAGAUGCUUGCACAGCGUCAGCGAGAGCUCCUGAGUAAUCACCUGAGGCAGAGGCAGCAGCAGCAGCAGCAACAACAGCAGGUCCAGCAGCAGAGGGGCAUGAUGAGAGGCCCAGGCUUGAACCUUCCUCCUAACAUGGCCGCCGGAGGCAUGAGUAACCCCCGGAUCCCCCAGGCCAACCCGCAGCAGUUUCCCUACCCGCCCAGCUACGGUACCAGUACAGGCCUGGCCUCACCACCUCCCCCUACCAGUCCCUUCUCCUCCCCUCUCUCCCCAAGCCUGCCCUCUCUCCCUUCAAACCCCCAGCUCCACUUGCAUGGCACCUCCUCUUCCUCCACCACCUCCUCCUCUUCACAGAUGAUGAUGGGAAACACAAACAUGAUGGGCGGACAGUAUGGGGCCGUACUCAGCCCCCAAUUGCAGCACAGUGCCUUUCAGUUUCCCAACUCAGGUAUGAGCCAACAGGCAGACGCAGGGUUUGGAGGCUCCAGCACACCACAGAGCCCCCUGCUUUCUCCCCGCAUGGCCCAUACACAGUCCCCAAUGAUGCAGCAGGGACAAGCAAACGCUGCUUUCCAGGGCUCCCCUGACAUGAACGGCUGGCAACAGUGCAACAUGGGAGCCAACAGUAUGUUCUCACAGCAGCAGGCGUCACCACAGUUCUCUCAGCAGAAUAACGGCAACAUGUACAACGGCAACGGCAUGAACCUCAACAGUGUUUCUAUGGCAACCAGCGGCAUGGGCCAGAUGGCCGGGCAGAUGAGUGUCACGUCCAUGGCCUCUGGGCCCUCGCCCGGCUUGCCCUCCAUGGGGCAAGAACAGAAAUAUUGUUGACCCUCAUGGAGGCAUCCUGAGUCAUCAUUGAUCACCUGGUGCAAGGAGCACGACGGCCCUUUAAAAAUUGUACAAACGCGCAAACCCACCGGCGGGCCCUUGAACCAGCUGUAGGCCGUGUCCUGCCCCCGUCUCCCCCACGCCCAAGUUUCCAGUCUGUCUCGGCUGGGCCUCUUCAGAAGCCCCAGAGGAGCCCCGGCCCUGCACAGACUCGAGUGUGAAGAGGGCUGGGGAAGGAUUGUGGAUCUGUCCAACACACCUAACCCUCCUGGAGGAGAGCCUCGUGAUGAGCCACUCUGUCUGCCUGUCCAGCUGCAUUCACCUAGUGUGACUUACUGUAGGCCUCCUGGUGGGGGACAGCAGUGGGUGGGAUCCCUCGCUCUGAUGAAUGUAUUCCUCUCAGUGGACAGCGGCCAUUUACAAUCUCAUCUCAAAAAUAAUAUACACUGUUAUUUUGUUUUGUUUUUUUCUUUAUGUCAUAUUUUUAUCACACAUUUGUUGAAUUUCCACACAGUUCCAUCAUGGCAGCAAAGACUCCACAGGUUAUUUUAAGAAUAAUACAAGGAGCUCAAACACUUAGCCGGUUUUGCCUUUUUGCUGUUCUUUAUUUUAUUAUUAUUAUUAUUAUUGUUAUUAUUAUUAUUUUUAGGUGGUUUUUUCUUGUGCGAAAUAAGAUGUAGAAUGAAGAUUAUGAUCUUGGAAAAACACUGCAGAAGAAUGGGUUGAGUGAUAUGCUGAUUUGUAUGGUUAGACUAAUUUAGUCAAGAGGUUUAUAUAGUGUAUUAAACUAAGUUUUAUUUUUCUGUAUAGAUUCAUUUUAAUUAUUUUAGAUGGUUCUUUAUCCUGGUAGCAAGAAGAAAUAUUUCUUAAAAGUGUGAAAGAGGCACUUUUUUUAUCAUUUUAACAAUAAUGGUUGUAUUCUUUCUGAGAAGAUUCUAUUAACCUGAAAAAUGGAUUAUACGUUGAUCCUGUCGUUUUCAGAACAAGAUGUCAAAAUCAAAUAUGGUUUUUAAAAUUAAUUACAGAGAUUGUACAUACCAAUAAGUAAAAAAAAUCUUUCCUAUUUAUUAUAUUCCUUGGGGUUUGGUUCCCCCUGUCUGGUCACAACUGCUUCUUAUAAAGUAGAGCAGGUGUUUUAUUUUUGUUUGUUUGUUUUUGGUUUGUUUAGUUUUUUUAUUUUUUGUGAGGGGAGGGGGGGGGGUCAGCUGAAGCCUUUGAGUUCUGAUGUUCUGGUACGACGCAAACAAGGGUGGGAGGUAGGUCGGAGUUGCAAGAGGGUGUGCUGUGUAUACAAUGUACAGAUUAUUGCUUGCUUCUCUGCCUUUAGCAUAGAACACAAAAAAUGGAAAAAAAAAUGGGGAAAACUCAAUACAGCCAUACAGUAACUCAAAAUAACAGAAGUGUGCUUUCUAUGUUGUCUGGAGUGAAAAAUGCUUCAUACAAGCUGCUAUAGGUGCAAAGUGUUCCAGUGUGAUGUAAACAAGCAAUAACAAUUACUUGAGGAUCUCUUGGAGUUUUUUGUUUUGUUUCGUUUUUGUAAUUUUUGUACAGUUUCCUGAAUGAAAAGGACACCUUUUUGCUCCACGUUUGGAUGCAGUAUUAAACCGUUUUUAUUGCAGUUUGUACCAAGAAAGUCUACAUCCACACAGCGUUCCUAUUAAAUUAUGCAGCGCCGACUGAGGCAGGGAGAGACGUAGUUCGUGAUGCCCCUAUAGACACACACGCACGCGCCCUCUCAGCCUCCAGUCGCUCUUCUAUAGCAGAGGUCCGAGUUAAGACUGCAGGGUUCACGCGACCUCCUCUGACAGACACUUAGCCAUAUUUUAUGACCUCAGGCAGUUCGUUCAACUUUAAAGUGUUCAGUAAUCACUUGCUCUUCUUGCAGCCCUAGGGGUUUUGGUUCGAGCUUAAGAUCUAAAGCAAGUCAUUUUCUCUAACCUCAGCGGUACAUUUUCCUCGAAAAGAAAUGUUUUUAUAUCGCCUAUUUUAACCCAGGACAGACUUGGAGCAAGCCAAAUAACCCUCACCUUUCAAUCGGGUUUUUGAAUCCUACCAGCUUUUAUUUUGGUAAUAACAGAAGACCUGUCUGUUAGCAUGCCCGCAGAAAAUGAGAAGUUAUCAUGAUGUCACUUAACAGGGUCUAAUGUAGAUGUUGCAGCGUAAAACAGGAAGAGAAUCAUUUUGAAUGUAUCGUCACCAAAGGUCUAAGGAUGUGACUGGUGCCAUUUAGUGUCGAUAUGUUGACAACGUGUUGUUUUACAGUGACGCCAUGCAUUUCUCAGAAGUUGCCCAUUGUUGCAUUUAAAAAAAAAUCACUUCUACAUGAAAUUUGAAGCUGUAGCAAGACAACCUUGGGACAACGGAGGUCUUCGUGUUUUUGGGUUCGUCAUCGCCGUCGAUGUUCUGCAGUUGUGCUGUAGGCUUACAGGACUUUUUUGAUAAAUGCUGUUUUGAUUGUAAAAUGCAGUUGUGUAGAAACAAGCCUUUUUGAGCCGUUUUAGAGGAUGAUUCACCGCCCUUUGCAAAAUUUCCAAAGAUUGUCAGGAUUUUGAAAACUCAAAGCCAUGUGGUAGCAAUGCAUUUUAUAGCAUUUAUAAUGAGGACAGAAAUAAAUAUUUUGCCCCUUAGAAGCAUCCAGGCUUUGGACCCACAAAAUAUUUUUUCUCUUUACUUUUAGUUUUAAGGAACUUCAAAUGCCCUUUUGUAUUGUCUGCAAAUUUCUUAGAGCUAAGAUGCAACCUUGAAAUGCUACAAACCCCAGCAAAAUGCCUUAGAUUUCGUCUGUUGUUGUUCUCGUUCAUGACACCGCUGUAAUAAAUUUGUACAAUGACGUGUGCUCAUUGCUGAGGGUGGCUCAUUGUUCAGCUCUUCUCGGACCCUCGCAGUUCCCCGUCCCACGUCACUGCUCUCUGUUGUGUGCUGGGUUGAAGACGCUGGCUUCAUUACUCCCACCUCCUCACUGUUUGUAUGGAAAAGAUGCUACAUAGGGAUAUUGAAGCAAUAUAUAAUAUACUAUAUGAACUUUCUGUUGUUUUCCCCAACUGUUUUUUUCUGCAUUGUUCACAGGAAUCACACUGUACAUCCGCCUCCACGUUUGUACCCCCUACUGUGUGUGUGUGUGUGCGUGCGUUUGCGUGCGUGCGUGCGCGUGUGUAUGAGCAUUUUAUGCAAAAUUAGAUAUAAGAGAAGUUAAAACCACAGUUAUGCAAGUUGUGAACUCAUAUGGCUUUGCUGAUGCUAUUUGCCAUGUAAAUAAAGAAAUUCUGUUAUUGCAAUA